This is a messenger RNA of Plasmopara halstedii, 708 nucleotides long. RefSeq names its product protein. Lineage: Eukaryota; Oomycota; Peronosporomycetes; Peronosporales; Peronosporaceae. Gene Ontology annotation, cellular component: nucleus. The record is from RefSeq and is a predicted model, not a curated record. Gene Ontology annotation, molecular function: NEDD8 transferase activity. Gene Ontology annotation, biological process: protein neddylation. Bases 1 to 708 code for a protein of 235 amino acids. The transcript is spliced from 5 exons.
AUGAGCAUGUACAUGCGCUCGGACUUUGCUGCUAUGCGUGUGCGAAAGGAUGUUAAUGAGCUGGCCAAGGCAAAAUUUACGUGCUCCCAGGCAAAAACCCGUGUGGAAUUCCCAGAUGGAGCAAACAAUAUGCUUCAACUGAUUUUUACGAUCUCUAUCAUUGAUCUUACAAGCCCGUUUGCUAACGGGGACUUUAAUUUCUUGGUGGAUAUUCCCAAGACGUACCCAUUUCACGCUCCUAGCGUAAGAUGUCUUACGAGAGUGUGGCAUCCGAAUAUUGAUAUAGCUACAGGCAAGGUUAUGAUGUCGAUUCUUGGCAGGGACUGGCGUCCUGUGCUUAGCAUUAACACUGUUCUGCUAGGAUUACAGUUAAUCUUUCUGGAGCCUGCCAUCGACUACGCUUUAAACUCCACGGCCGCAGACCAGCUUCAUCGCAGUCCAGAGGAUUUCAAAAAGGAAGUUCAGCAGAUCCUCUGUGGCGGGACAUAUUACGGCCUUCACUUCCCACCGCACCCGCGGCAGAUUGAAAUGCAGCGUCAGUCCUGGAGCUUGCGGAUGAAGCGGCCUCGCGAAGACGAUUUAUUUGCGGCAAACAACGAAUGGGGCGGCACGGUAAGCCCAAAUGCAAGCGAUACGAUCGGUAUCGAAGCAUCCGUGCUUAUGGAUUGUACGGAUCACCCGACUUGGAAACGGGCACGAAUUGAGUAA